AUGGCGGACAGUCUGUAUCAACUCUUGAAACCGCAACCCGAAACAGCGGCGGGCAAAUCAACACCGACGGAGAGUGAUGCAAAAUAUCUUGCUCGUCUAGUCUCACUCAAACUCUCAGACUUGACGACAACAGAACCGCAAUCGCUGGCUCAGUCGACUCAGAGCAAUAUAGUAUCAAUUCAAGCACUAAGUUCUCGAUCACAUCGAACCACAACCACUUCAUCUGACCACCUGUCCACACUCCGACAAUCACUCCCACUUCUUUCCUCGUCUGUCGAGGCAAUUCGUUCAUUAAUACCAGCGCUAGACAGCAGUGCUGUUGAUUUUGCUUCAUCUUAUAGUAAGUCCAAAGAUGACAACUUACUGCUCAAGGAGAGGAAGGACGCGGCACUCCUGACCCGCCAAGCCGACAAGGCCCAGGACAUUCUCGACCUGCCCAACUUAUUAUCUGCCGCCAUCGCUUCCGCCGGCACAGCAGGUGCGGCGGGUACCGGCGGUAGCAGUUCCAAUUACACGCAGGCUCUUGACUUGCUCGCGCAUAUCAAAAGGUUGCAAAUUCUAUACCCAGACUCCAAACUCGUCAAGACUGUACUCUGCGACGCAGAAGUCGCGAUGAUAGACAUGACGACGAAUUUAAUCACGAGUCUACGAUCCCAGAAUAUUCGUAUGGCCGCUGCCAUUAGAACUAUCGGAUGGCUUAGACGUGUGGCGCCUGAGCUAGAGCUCAACAGUAAGAAGUCAGCUUCCUCCAAACCAUCGUCCCUCAGCGUCCAGUCGAUGGGCGUAUCAUCAGCGACAUCAACUGCCACUCUUGGGGAAGGUCAUUUUGGUGCGCUGUUUCUAUGCGCCCGUCUGGCGACCUUCCUCAGCAUGACAGAAGCACUAUCACCACUACGCGAUCUCGCAGAUCAGGAGACCACGGCUCGCAACUCGAACCAGCAGCGAAGCACAAGCCAGGCCAACGGAUCUUCCAGUCAGAGACCACAACCCACACGUCAAGGCUCUUCCGGGAUCGGCAAUUCCUACAAUCCGGCUCUACAAGGCCAGCAGACGGAACGAUAUCUCAAACGCUACAUCGAGAUCUUCCGUGAGCAGUCCUUCGCGACCAUCAGCAUGUAUCGCAACAUCUUCCCCACCGAGGACGAAGAGAAAGGCAGUCCCGCGACAACACCACAGCCAUCACCAUCGUUGAGUGAAUCACUCGCUCUUCCCUCGGCGCUCCAGUCCUUCCCACUCCACCUAGUCUCGCUCUUCACCGAAACACUUGCGGAAUACCUGCCCAACGUGACAGACCCAACCGCUCGCGAAUCGCUACUAAUGCAGGUUCUCUACGCGGCGAACAGCCUCGGCCGCUUAGGCGCAGACUUCAGCCUUGUCAUUGCCUUGCUCGCAAACGAUGAGGUCGAUGAAGGCGAUGACGAGGAUGACGACGUGGCCGACGACCCUCAAACCGCCGCGGCGGACGACAGCGCCCGGGAUGAUUCUCAAGCGACCGCCAGCGCUGAAGCACCGACCGAAGAUACCACAUCCUCGGGCCCUAAGAACGCGACUCCGCAAGCAGAGGCCAUUCCAGCCGCGCCAGCCAAGGAGGCCGAAUGGGUUGCCAUCAUCAAGAAGCACCGCGUCCAGGCCGCUCGACUGGAAGCGCUAGCGGCAGGACAGGACCGCGCGGUCGGCCAUGGCGGCAUUCAGAGCCGUGAGAUGGGAAAUGUCCUGCCUGUGCGCUAG
Exophiala bonariae is the source of this 1728-nucleotide messenger RNA. RefSeq lists its product as uncharacterized. Gene Ontology annotation, biological process: intra-Golgi vesicle-mediated transport; cytoplasm to vacuole targeting by the Cvt pathway. The transcript has a single exon. The record is from RefSeq and is a predicted model, not a curated record. The coding region runs from base 1 to 1728 and encodes 575 amino acids. Gene Ontology annotation, cellular component: COG complex. NCBI's taxonomy places the organism in Eukaryota, Fungi, Ascomycota, Eurotiomycetes, Chaetothyriales, Herpotrichiellaceae.